Messenger RNA from Indicator indicator, 2601 nucleotides. It is a transcript of the gene NDFIP2, whose product is annotated as Nedd4 family interacting protein 2. Lineage: Eukaryota; Metazoa; Chordata; Aves; Piciformes; Indicatoridae. The coding region runs from base 7 to 771 and encodes 254 amino acids. The transcript has 9 exons. Gene Ontology annotation, biological process: metal ion transport; ubiquitin-dependent protein catabolic process; positive regulation of protein ubiquitination. Gene Ontology annotation, molecular function: WW domain binding. Gene Ontology annotation, cellular component: perinuclear region of cytoplasm; Golgi apparatus; endoplasmic reticulum. The record is from RefSeq and is a predicted model, not a curated record.
GCCAGGAUGGAUCACUACCAGCCCGCCAGCCGCUACCGAGUGCUACACAAUGAGGAUGAUCCCCCAGAGUCUUCAGCAGCUGAGCAGCCUUCCACGUCUACAGAGACUACGCAGACUCCCCAGACAGCAGCCUUAUCUGAAGCAGAUACUUCCCCUCCACCUUACUGUAGCAUAGCUGUAGAAGCAGCUGCAACCUCAGAAACACACAAUGAAUUUUAUCCUGUACCACCUCCAUACAGUGUAGCUACCUCUCUUCCUACUUACGAUGAAGCAGAGAAGGCAAAAGCUGCAGCAAUGGCAGCUGCUGCAGCAGAAGCUGCCCAACGACACGCCCAGUUUAGGGAGUCUAGGAGUCUGUUUGAUGAAAUAUUCCUCAGUCGUCCAGAGGAAGAAGAGUAUCCGCCACGGGAUGAUUUCAGUGAUGCAGAUCAGCUUAGAGUGGGCAAUGAUGGCAUCUUCAUGUUGGCAUUUUUCAUGGCAUUUAUUUUCAACUGGAUUGGAUUUUGCUUGUCAUUUUGUAUAACAAAUACCAUAGCUGGAAGGUAUGGUGCAAUCUGUGGAUUUGGCCUGUCCCUGAUCAAAUGGAUUCUCAUUGUACGGUUUUCAGAUUACUUUACUGGAUAUUUCAAUGGACAGUACUGGCUUUGGUGGAUAUUUCUUGUGCUUGGACUCCUCCUGUUCUUUCGAGGCUUUGUUAAUUAUCUUAAAGUCAGAAACAUGUCUGAAAGCAUGGCAGCUGCUCACAGAACAAGAUUUUUUUUCUUGUACUGAAGACUGCAUCGAACAGACAUUCCUUUCCUCAGUGUGAGACUUCAGAUGGUCUGUAACCCUACGAGUUAAUAGGAUAGAAGACUACUAAAACCAGAAGACAAAUUAGUGGCAAUACAGCUUCAAAAAUGAAUGACAGGAUAGUUUAUGCUCAAAUACCAGUUCUGGUCAUUCUAGGAAAUACUUAUAAUUGCUGCCUUUUGUUUUAGCACAUUUGUAUAUGUGCUUAUUAGAAAGAUAGUAUCAAAGUAAGGACGAACCAUCUAUUAGCAUAGAUUAGGUACAGUCAGACUCAGUUAAUCUGCACUUGUCGUAUCUGAAAGAUUCCAGUGGUAAUUUGUUUCACAGUGUGUAUCUACUGCUGACGUGAUGAUCUGAAUUUUGAAUGCAAUAAAAUGCAUUAAAUGAUUCAGAUUAACCAGUUCAGACAGGUUUGUUUUGCUUUUUUAAAAUACAAUUUAGAUUCGUCUAAUAAUUGUGUAGAACAUUUUUAAGUUUACUAAGCCCCAAAGUUCUUUGUUGUCACAAACAUAUUUGCCAAUAUUCUAUGGAAUUCAAACCAUUGUACUGGUUUGCUUAAAACUGAUACUCCACUUUGAGUCCCUUGUAAAUAACUCUGCAUACAUGACUGUUUGAAUUGCUUCUUAGGAAAUACGUCAAAAUAUAUUUUGUAACAGCAUAUUCUCUAGAUUUUGUUUAAUCUUAGAGCUACAUAGAUAUUUUUUGUUAAUUGGCUAUUAAGGGUAUAGUUGUUACUAUUAGGUGUAAUUUUGGAGGUAAAGGUAUUGAAUUGUUUGUCUCAUCCUAACUUUCCUCAUAUGAAUUAUAUUAACUGGUUUGGCCUUGAGCCUGAAAGUCAUUAUUCAUAUGCAUUAUCCCAUUAAAAGAUAGUUUGUUCAUGUUAGCAGGGAUGGACAGGCUUACAUCUGUAGUCCUUGGAUUGUGAUAGGUGCAGCUUUGUUCCCAAAACAAAAGUAUUGUAAAUGUAUUCCAUAGGCUAUAGCACUGGUUCUGUUUAAGAAGUCUUGAAUUCACUAUGAGUACAACUUUCACUCUGAGGGAGUCUCAAAAAAAAAUUCAUAUAGCUGUUUUACAAAAGUUGUUUAGAAUAAAUACUUUGCCAUUUCCUAAGAAUAAAGUAAUUUAAAUGUGAUUUUGGAAAUCAUCUAUGAAAAUUGUGAAAUGAUUGUUUUUAAAAAAGUUCAUGAAGUAUCUAUGAGAAUAACCUUACUUUUAAAGCUCUUAAAGUAGAAAAUGUGUAUUGCACCUCUCCCAGCCUUCAUUUAAGGUACACCAUUGCUUUCUUAAAAAUAUCAUCUCUUUAAGGGGUGCUGUCUGUUGUUCAUGCAUGUGUAGUUUCCUUUGAAAUGUGUGAAAUCUAUGCUUCUCCUUAAGCAGGAGAAUACAUCUCUCAGUCCUUUGUACAACUGGAAUCUCAGUUGCAAAAAUAUGUUCGUUGUGGUUGCACCUUUAAGAAAAAAAAAAGAAAAAACAACAAAUGCUUUCCUCCAGUUUUUCUUUUUAUAUUGGAAUUAUGCCUUUAUAUUACUAACAUAAAAACUGUGAGGUUUAUGUUGUUAUAAGCUAGUGCUGUAUUCAGUUUUGUAUCUAUAAUGAAUGUUUAAAAUAUACAUAUAUAAACUGGUCACAUCAUUAAUUUUCUUAAUCUUUCAGAGAUACUGAAAGUGACUAAAACUUUAGGGGCACAUCCACUUCCCAGUUUUUUAUGGAAAUAAUAAAAUUAAGUAUUGUGUUCAAUAUCUGACUGGGAUUUCCUUCUAAAUUUACCUGUUUGUUUCUGUGUUUUCUUUUGCAUUUAUUGUCCAUAUGAAA